Molecule: messenger RNA, 744 nt
Organism: Haliaeetus leucocephalus (bald eagle)
Lineage: Eukaryota; Metazoa; Chordata; Aves; Accipitriformes; Accipitridae
Gene: SPEF1
Product: sperm flagellar 1
Exons: 7
Coding region: 1-744 (247 amino acids)
Biological process (GO): regulation of cytoskeleton organization
Cellular component (GO): axoneme
Molecular function (GO): microtubule binding
Source: RefSeq, a predicted model, not a curated record
AUGGCUCUGCUGGCACAGCCGGGACCCAUGGCCGUGGUGGAGGCUCUGGGCGAGGCUGCAAUUUUAGGAGCUGUGGCCAGAGGUUCCUGGGGCUCCUGGAGCAGAACCUCCCCACCUCGAAGCAUCCUUGGUGGUGGCGGGGAGGAAGUUGCGCUGCUGCGGCCAGAAGAGGGACAGGGUGAGGAAACUGAGGCACGCAUCCUGCAGGACUGCUGGCGGCAGAGCUGGAGCUCCUGGGUCCAGGCCCUGCCGAGGAAAGUGCUGAGUAAGCUGAACUUCUCCAUUCCGGGUGACAUGAUCCGGCAGGUCGUGCAGUGCCGGCCGGGCACGGUGGAGCAGGUGCUGCUCGUGCUGCAGCAAAAGAUCGAGGAGAAGCAGCAACAGAGCAAGGCGGUGUCUAGCCCAGGCCAGGAGCUGGGCGUACGGGCAGCGCUAGAAGAUAUCAGCUACCUGGAGACGGGCUACUCAAAGGCAAAGAGCAGCAUGGGAGGAGGCUAUGCCCAGGAUUCUCCCAGAGCUGCUGGGGUGAAGAAGAGCUGCCAUGGCUGUGCCCAGGCUCCCCUGGGGGAUUCCGCCAUCCGCCUGCAGCUGGCAGAGAGGGAGCAGGCCCUGCUCCUGGCGCAGGAAACCAUCCAGAUCCUGCAGCUGAAGGUGGGGAGGCUGGAGCAGCUGCUGCACCUCAAGAAUGUGCGGAUAGACGACCUCAGCCGGCGUCUGCAGGAAGCCCAGUGCCAACAGCGGUGA